Molecule: messenger RNA, 7942 nt
Organism: Rhineura floridana
Lineage: Eukaryota; Metazoa; Chordata; Lepidosauria; Squamata; Rhineuridae
Gene: DEPTOR
Product: DEP domain containing MTOR interacting protein
Exons: 10
Coding region: 327-1523 (398 amino acids)
Biological process (GO): intracellular signal transduction; negative regulation of TOR signaling
Molecular function (GO): protein binding
Source: RefSeq, a predicted model, not a curated record
CUUCCCAGCCCUCCUCCCUCCCUCCCUCCCUUCAGUCCUUCCCAGCCUUCCUCCCUCCCUCCCUCCCUCCGACCUUGAGCUGAACUGGAUCCUGCUUUGCCGUUGACAUUGAACGCAUGCUUUGCCAAAGCAGCCCCUCGCCCCAGCGCCAGACAGAGGAGGACGCUCCUGCCUUGGCCCGAUCGGCUUUGCUGCAACCACGUGUCCCGCCUCGCAAGCUGCCUGUCACAGAGCAACAAGGAAGCUAGUGGUGGGAUCUUUUAUCUCCAGGGAAAAGGAGGGGCAGAAAGCGACUUUUGCCCCCCAAUCCAGCCAGGUUAGUAGCCAUGGAAGAAAGCAGCCUAGGCAGCAUGCAGCAGAGAGCAGCUGAAUUGGAACACAUGGCCGAGGUCCUGCUUACUGGGGAGCAGUUACGGCUCAGACUGCAUGAAGAAAAGAUAAUUAAAGAUCGGAGGCAUCACCUGAAGACAUAUCCAAACUGCUUUGUUGCCAAAGAACUGAUUGACUGGCUGAUAGAUCACAAGGAGGCCUCUGACAGGGAGACUGCAAUUAAACUUGUGCAGAAAUUACUGGAUCGUAGCAUUAUUCACCAUGUUUGCGAUGAGCAUAAGGAAUUCAAGGAUCUAAAGCUUUUCUACCGCUUUAGGAAAGAUGAUGGAACAUUCCCACUUGACAAUGAAGUGAAAGCAUUCAUGAGAGGACAGAGGAUAUAUGAAAAACUGAUGAAUACUGAAAAUGCCCUUUUACAAGCCAGGGAAGAGGAAGGAAUAAAAUAUGAACGUACUUUCAUGGCAGCUCAGCUCAUUGAUUGGUUGAUCCAGGAAGGAGAGGCCACCACAAGGCCUGAAGCUGAACAACUUGGCCGUAGAUUGCUGGAACAUGGAAUUAUACAGCAUGUGUCCAACAAACACCAUUUUGUAGACAGCAAUCUGCUCUACCAGUUCCGAAUGAACUUCCGCCGGAGGAGGAGAUUGAUGGAGCUGCUCACCGAGAAAUCCCGCUUGAUGCCAGAGAGUCAUGACAGUCCCUUUUGUCUGCGCAAGCAGAAUCACGACAAUAAAAAACACACCAGUUUCCUCUCAGUGAGCCCCACCAAGGAGAUAAAGAUUGUCUCGGCAGUGAGGCGGAGCAGCAUGAGCAGCUGUGGCAGCAGCGGUUACUUUAGCAGUAGUCCAACACUCAGCGGCAGCCCUCCAGUACUGUGCAACCCUAAAUCUGUAUUAAAGAGACCAGUGACUCCUGAUGAACUACUGAUGCCCGGAGCUCCAUAUGCCAGGAAAACCUUCACAAUUAUAGGCGAUGCUGUUGGGUGGGGAUUUGUGGUGCGUGGCAGCAAGCCUUGCCAUGUUCAAGCUGUGGAUCCCAGCGGCCCAGCAGCUGCAGCAGGGAUGAAGGUAUGCCAGUUUGUGGUUUCAGUGAAUGGACUCAAUGUUCUCCAUGCAGACUACAGGACAGUGAGCAAUCUCAUCCUGACUGGCCCUCGAACGAUUGUCAUGGAAGUGAUGGAGGAAAUAGUGCCGUGAGGAGGACACUUGAUAUGCUAGUCCCACCAUGUGCUUUGCUGAUGCACAUAUAGGAGCAGUUAUACAAGGAGAUGAGAACAUAAGGAAACUAUUGUGCCUUCUGAGUACUUUCCUCCUCACUCCCAAUUUGACAGUAAUACUUGGAUGGAUAUGCUUUGAGAUGGUGUUCGUACACAUGUGAAUCCAAAGUACAGAUGUGCAAACUGACCUGCACUACGCUGUGGACCAGUUGCAUAUCAGAGACGUAGCAAGCUCAGGUGGGUGUAAUCCCAGCACAAGUGUCAGAAUCAUGCCGGGAAUCGUAUCUGUGCAAGGUUUCCCAGUGAUAUGUUGCUCCUCUUUUAUUUCAUAAUUUCAUGACAGAGUAGACACUGAAAGCAUCCAAAUGACCUUCACAUUGGGAGUGGGCAGUGCUUGAAUCCAAAAUGUUUACUUUUAUUUUAAAAGCAGGUUUGCUUAUACUAACCACACUGUAUAGCAAGAAGAGCCCACUCCUGCAAGUAGAAUGUUAGGUGAAUUAUGCAAAAUUAUGUUUUACAUUGUUAAUUCUCAUAGCUAUAUAGAGAGGGCCAUGAAGCUUUGCCAAGCUCUGAACUCCUACCACCAAUCUACUGGAAAUUCUUCUUUGGGCCAAACAAACUAGACAAGACAUGAGAUAUCAUAAAGCCAUGCAGACACUACAUAGGGAAAAGUUUAUAAAAAAAAAUCCUCCCCCCAAAAUGCCACUCAAAUCUCAUUCAGGUCUCCCCCAUAGCUGCUUUUCUUAGAAAAAGCAAACAUCAAGAGAUCCGAUCAUGGAUCUUCCACAUCUCAUCUAGUUGAACCUUGAUCUCCCUCUAGCUUCUAAGAUUUGUUUCAAGCUUAUCUUCACAGCCAUACAGAGUAGAAACUUGACUUUUUAAAAAGCCUGUUCAAACCUAUCCAUGCCUGUGUAAAACUAGCUUUGCAUGAGAAAGGAGUGUAGCAGUGCAGGUGCUCUCAAAUAUGCAGUUAUCCCACUUGUAUUAUGCAGGAAGAUCUCUAAAUGUUUGGAUCCCCCUUCAGGCCCCAGUGCUGGGUCAAAGGAAGUCAUAGUUUUUCAUUGGCACUUGUUAUUGGAACUGUAGGGUGCCAAUUAAAAGUAUUGCUAGGUGCAUUGGAUCAGGAUGAUAUGGCAUAUGAUUAAAUUCUAAUAAAUUAAAGGAGGGGGGGAAGUGAAUAAUUUGGAUACACCCCAUGCAUUUUUCCUGGCUAUGUUGCCAUUGUUCAGGGGCAGAGCACAUGCAGAAGGUCCCAGAUUCAAUCCUUGGCAUCCACAGUCAAGAAAGUUUUCAGGAAGCAGGGAUGAGAAAGACCUCUGGUAGAGACCCUGGUGAGCCACUGCCAGUCAGAAUAGACAACAUUGGGCUAAGAUGGACCAAUGGGCUGACCCCAUACAAGGUAGUUUCAUUUGUUCAGUAAGUCCCUUCUUUGGAGGUGAUACAUAAGCCGGCUGGCUGAGGUGGCUCCUGCUUUGUCUGCCUUUUUCUGGGUCUUCAGUUACGUGCCUGGGAGAGAGGACUCAGAGCCAAGUGGGGAGAUUUGAGGGGCCCCCAAUUAGCAUAGUGACGGGUUGAGGGAGAUAUGGCGUUGUGAGGAGGACUUGCCAGGUAAGGGGAACGCAGCCCAGGCAGUUAACGACUGUGCCUUGUUCCGGAACUCCCCACACCUGCGGGUUUGUUGGUUGCCCUAUAAGUCAGCUCUCAGGCCUCCGGAUGCUGCUCCUAAACGCCAGAUCGGUGCAUAAUAAGAUCUCCCUCAUUCAUGAUUUAAUUGUGGAUGAGGCAGCCGAUCUGGUAUGUAUAACCGAGACCUGGGUGAGUGAGCAGGGAGGAGUCAGUCUCUCCCAGCUAUGCCGGCCAGGGUACCUGGUCCAGCAUUAGGGUAGACCUGAGGGUCAGGGAGGGGGGUUUGCUGUGGUCUAUAGGAGCUCCAUCUUCCUCUGCAAGCACCCUGUCCAUGUGACUACUGGUCUGGAGUGUUUGCACCUUAUGUUGGGUCAGAGGGACAGACUGGGGAUUCUGUUGGUGUACCGCCCACUCCGCUGCCCAACAGACUCCCUAGCUGAGCUGACGGAGGUGGUCUCGGGUGUAUUGUUGAGAUCCCCCAGACUGUUGGUUCUGGGGGAUGUCAACAUCCAUCCCGAGGCCACCUUAUCCGGGGCGGCUCAGGAUUUCAUGGUCUCCAUGACAACCAUGGGACUAUCCCAACAUGCCAUUGGCCCAACACAUGUAGCAGGGCAUACUCUAGAUUUGGUUUUUGCAUCUGGACAUGGAGUUGGUGAUCUGAAUGUGGAGGGUCUUACAUCAGUCCCUCUGUCAUGGACAGAUCACUGCUUGCUGAAGUUUAGACUUACAGCGGCUUUUCCCCUCUGCAAGGGUGGGGGACCUAUUAAGUUGGUCCGCCCCCAGAGACUAAUGGAUCCAGAUGGUUUCCAAAGGGCUCUGGGGAGUUUUCCGGCUGAUAGGGCUGGCGUUGCUGUCGAAACCCAGGUUGAGCUGUGGAAUACAGAAAUGACCCGGGUGGUUGACAUGAUUGCUCCUGAGCGCCCUCUCCUGUGUAGAGCUCGUACGGCUCCAUGGUAUACCCCAGAGUUGAGAGCGAUGAAACAAUAUUGGAGACAGCUUGAGUGCAGACGGAGACGAACUCCUAGUGGAUGCAAUUAUACAUUGGUAAGUGCCUAUGGUAAGCUGUAUUUAGGGGCAGUAAGGGCAGCAAGAAACAAUAUUUUGCUGCCACUAUCAAAUCAUCAAUCUGCCUCCCAGCGGAGCUCUUCAGAAUUGUCCGGGGGCUAUUACACUCUGGCCCCAAGGACAUGGUAGAACCAUCUGAGGCCCGCUAUAAUGAAUUUGCCAGGCACUUCCAGGAUAAAAUCUUUAGCAUCCGCCAGGACUUAGACUCCAGUGUUAUAGCAGGUGAAUCAAGCGAGGUAUCCAGAGCACAGCCUUGUCCCGAUUUCUUGGAUGUGUUUCAGUUGGUGCAACUUGAGGACGUUGACAAGGUGCUUGGACAGGUUCAUGCAACCACUUCUGUGCUGGAUCCUUGCCCUUCUUGGCUAAUAAAAGCUAGCAGGGAUGGAACAGCCGGCUGGGCCAGGGAGGUGAUUAAUGCCUCUCUGAGAGAGGGGGUGGUCCCUGGCUGCCUGAAAGAGACCACUCCUGAAGAAACCCUCCCUGGACCCAGAAAAUCUUAACUACAGUAGGGCCCCGCUUAUACGGCGGGUUCCGUUCUGGACCCCCGCCAUAAAGCGGAAAACGCCGGAACCCCAUUGACUUUAAUGGGCCGCAUCGCGCGAAAAUGACGCAAAAAUGGCGCAAAACGUCUCAAAAGAGAAAAAAAUAGCUUUUAAAUUAAAAAUGAAAGCCGCCGCAUCAGCGGAACGCCUUAAAGCGGAACGCUGUAAAGCAGGGCCCUACUGUUCCAUUCCUGUGCAAGGUCCUUGAACGAGUGGUUGCGGGCCAGCUCCAGACACUCUUGGAUGAGACCGAUUAUCUGGAUCCAUUUCAGUUGGGUUUCAGGCCUGGUUUUGGCACAGAAACAGCCUUGGUCGCCCUGUAUGAUGACCUUUGUCGGGAGAGAGACAGGGGGAGUGUGACUCUGUUGAUUCUCCUUGAUCUCUCAGCGGCUUUCGAUACCAUCAACCAUGGUAUCUUUCUGGGGAGACUGGCUGAGUUGGGAGUGGUACUGCAUUGCAGUGGUUUCGGUCCUACUUGGCAGGUCACCUCCAGAAGGUGGUGCUUGGGGAACAUUGCUCGGCACCCUGGACUCUCCCAUAUGGGGUUCUGCAGGGGUCAGUUCUGUCCCCCAUGCUGUUCAACAUCUACAUGAAACCGUUGGGUGCAGUCAUCCGGAGCUUUGGAUUGCGUUGCCAUCAGUAUGCUGAUGACACGCAGCUCUAUUUCUCCUUUUCAUCUUCUUCAGGUGAGGCUGUCAAUGUGCUGAACCGGUGCCUGGCUGCGACAAUGGACUGGAUGAGGGCUAAUAAACUGAGGCUCAAUCCAGACAAGACUGAGAUGCUGCUAGUGGGUGGUUCUUCUGAUCGGAUGGUGGAUCUCCAACCUGUCCUGGAUGGGGUUGCACUCCCCCUGAAGGAGCAGGUUCAUAGCUUGGGGGUUCUCCUAGAACCAUCUCUGUCACUUGAGGCUCAGGUAGCCUCAGUGGCACGGAGUGCCUUCUACCAACUUCGGUUGGUGGCCCAACUAUGUCCCUAUCUGGACAGGGAUAACCUCGCUUCAGUUGUCCAUGCUCUAGUAACCUCUAAAUUAGAUUACUGCAAUGCACUCUAUGUGCUGCCUUUGAAGAUGGUUCGGAAACUGCAGCUUGUGCAAAAUGCAGCGGCCAGAUUGGUAACAGGGACCAGGCGGUCCGAACAUAUAAAACCGAUUCUGGCCCGCUUGCACUGGCUGCCUGUAUGUUUCCGAGCUCAAUUCAAGGUGCUGGUUUUGACCUAUAAAGCCUUACACGGCUUGGGACCACAAUACCUGAUGGAACACCUCUCCCAAACACUACGUUCAAGAUCAAAGGCCCUCCUCCGGGUGCCUACUCCGAGGGAAGCUGGGAGUCUGGCAACAAGGGAGAGGGCCUUCUCAGUAGUGGCCCCCAAAUUAUGGAAUGAUUCAUGUGACGAGGUGCACCUGGUGCCAACACUGUUAUCUUUCGGCGCCAGGUCAAGACUUUCCUCUUCUCCCAGGCAUUUUAGCAUGUGUUUUAUAUUGUUUUAAAUGUUUUUAUUCUGUUUUAAAUUGUUUUUUAAAAGAUGUAUCUUAAAUUGUAUUUGUUUUUAGUUACUGUAAACUGCCCAGAGAGCUUCGGCUAUGGAGCGGUAUAAAAGUAUAAUAAAUAAAUAAAUAAAUAAAUAAAAUAAGUUAAGGCCUGGAAGGAGACCAACAAGAGCCCUCUGAGAUUUCCAAAGAAGGAACAGGAUCUAAUAUACACAAUUUAUGGAUGUGGAUGUAGGAGGGCCCCUAAAGAUGUGGGUGACCCCACUCGGUAGCUUUUGAUAUCUACAGUGUAGUAGAGAGGUAUUAGAGUUGAACCAGAGGGAUAUGGGUUCACAUCUGUCCACAGCUAUGAAGCUUCCUGGGCAAGUCACUGUCUCUCAUCUUAAUCCAUCUCAGAGAGUUCUUGUGUGGAUGAAAUGAGAUAACCCCCAUGCAUUUAUGCUAUCCUGAGCAAUGGAGGAAUGGCAGGAUUCAAAUGUGAGAAAUAAACUAAAUUACAUCUCUAUCUCAAUGCCACAUCUUAAAAAUGAGGAUAAUAAUGAUCUACCUCCCAGGAUUGCUGUGAAUGAAAAAAUCCUUCACACUUGCAUAGUAGCUGAGCAUGCAUAUGCUGAUUUAAGUGGCUUUUGGGCUUCUUUUUGAAGAAAGCCCUUUGACAUAAGGCUUUCACAAUCCUGAUAUUGAAAUAAAUGAAAAUGUUUCUUGAAAACUGGGCCUUUAAUACUACAAUGAUAACUAACAGUAUGAUGAUCAAUAGCUUAAAAUAGCCUAUUGUACAGCUUGGGAGAAAUGAAUGGAUCUGCUGAAGCUUUGUUUAACUGCAUUUUCAAAAUGCUAAAAAUAGAGGAAGCUGCAGCCAUAACUUCAUUAAAAUGUGCUUCUGACACUGUUGAAUAAUACGCAUUUGUUUUUAAAAGAGUAGAGCUUUCACUUUUUGAAAAAUCUCAUCAGAAUCAUUGUUGAAUAAACUACAUAUCAUGGAGCCAAUUCUACCUUAGAGCCAAUCUUGCAAAACAAAACCUGAGGCAGACAAUAGGUGUUUUUCUUCCCAGUGUUGAAGGUGGUUUGGCAAAAGAAAUUAUUUCUCAUUAUUUGUACACUCAACUCACUUCUGUUGCAGUAAAGCAAAACCUGCUUGACCAGAGAUGUUGAAGCUUCUGUCAAACUACUUUCAGCUCUCUUAAGAACUAUUAUCUGUUUUCGGCAUAAAUUCAAAUUCACAGACCAUAAUGAAGCUGUUAAAUUCAAGUGUCUGAAUCUCCAUUUUUAAAUCCAGUUUCAGGAUAAAGCUUUGGGAAAGGUGUGUGUGUGUGUGUGUGUGUGUGUGUAUAUAUAAUAUAUAUGGGAACAAUUUAACAUCUGGCAGCAUCUUUAAUAGCAAAAUUCAAAAAAUUGCCGCUUUUACUUGACCCUUUGGAAUGUGAGUUUAGUGAAAUUUACGCCUUUUUGAAAAAAAUGUGCAUUUGGAUAGGAUGGCUUUGAGUUAGGGUGAAGUGUGAUGGAUAUUGAUCAGCAGUGUUUGGUUCCACUCUGAUGAGCACAGGUGUGCCAUAAUUUUUUUUGAAUGUAUACAUAUUUAUAUGUUUUUCAUAAGACUGUAUAAGCUAUACAUAUAGCAAAGGUAUUCUGGUACUCUUCAAUUUAUGUUAGCUGAGUUUUUGAAUAAAUCUUUUUUUUAAA